Aspergillus niger is the source of this 777-nucleotide messenger RNA. RefSeq lists its product as uncharacterized. Gene Ontology annotation, cellular component: Ndc80 complex. Gene Ontology annotation, biological process: chromosome segregation. The record is from RefSeq and is a predicted model, not a curated record. The coding region runs from base 1 to 777 and encodes 258 amino acids. NCBI's taxonomy places the organism in Eukaryota, Fungi, Ascomycota, Eurotiomycetes, Eurotiales, Aspergillaceae. The transcript has 2 exons.
AUGAGCUCGUCUUUUGAUCCGUCGCUCUCGACAAGUGGCAUGCGCCCGCCUCUCACGUCGGCCGAUGCACCGUCCAUGGCCGAUUCACUCCCCAGUAUCAACUUCGGAUUUGAAGAUCUCCGAAAUCGCAUGGCACAGUUCACUGCUCGCUUUGACGCUUUCAUUGAGAGAGGCCGCAAGCAGGUAUUGGAGGAGAGGAACCAGUUCAAGAUUGGACUGGCAGAGCUACAGGAGGAUGAACGCAUGAAGCAAAGGGACAUCGAGAUCCUGGAUCUUAAAUCGCAAACGCAUCAGCAAACACUACAGAAGGAAGCCGCUGAAGCAGCGGAAAUGCACGCCGCCAUCUCAUCCGUGACCCUGGAGCGCGACUCCCGCCUCGCCAAGCGCGACCGCCUCAAGCAACAAAUUGACGAGACCCAAAAGGCGAUUAACCAGAAGCUGGAGGCACAGAAGAUGCACGCCAGAUAUCUGGAUGCUCAGGCUCGGCUGAACGUGCCGGAAUUGGACUUUUGGCAGGACUAUCUGUGUUUACGCAUUGAGGGAGCCGGACGAGAGGAUCGACUGAAGUUUGUUUACACCCAUUUGCUCGAAAAAGACUGGGAAGCGGAAGCGUGGUUUGAACUCGGAACAGGGAGCCGCGAUUACGCAGUAUUUCAUACACGACCGAAACUCGAUCGGGAGGCUCUCGAGCGUGAGCUCGAUAUCGUCAAUGAGGAUCGCGAUUUCGGUGCGUUCUUGAAAAGAAUGCGGAAGUUGUUCGUCGAUACCAUGAAAUAG